AUGGCAGUCGAGCCAAAAUACCUACGUGCCUAUAUCCAGGGUACUGAUAUUUUCAACAAAGAAAAAUGGCCAGUUCCGCUCGCAGAUAUGUUGCCCGCUAUUGCUGCCGCUUCAGGAGAUAUUGAGCUUUUCAAAAACCCGACUCUUACACCAGCCCUGCUUCUCAAGCAAAGCCAUGAUCUUCUGCCGAGUGCACUCAAAGCCGCAAUUGCAGCAGAUCAGUUCAAUAUGCUUGAGCGCAUCCUCAAGUACCUCGUGGACAACGUCAAGCGCAAGCGCGACUCCGGCUCAUGGAAGGACAUGCGGAAUGCCGCCAAGAAGAUCGGCAGAGCGUUGUGUACGGCGAUACGUCUGCAUAAAAACGUCGCCGGAAAUAUGUUGUUCGAUUUCCGUGAAGAGAACAAGUUCUUCUCCACGUUUGCGCCUGACGAAAUGGGCGACUGGCUCGUCAACGAAGUUUCUAAGUGCGACAACACGGCUUUAUUGUACCGCGUUUUGGAGGUCAAUAACCCUGGGAUUAUGGCGCACGUUAAGAAAGGGACCAAGAAAUAUUACAGCCUUGAUUCUCAAUCCUUUGAGAGCCUAUACCGAAGAGGUGGGAUCAAGAUCUGGAGUAUGCUACUGGAAGAUGGUGUCGUGGAACUCAACAAAGUCUGCUCGGACAAGACUCCACUUCAGCAAGCCCUCAAGAGACGGCGAUACGAUAUUGCCGGCCUUUUCAUCAACAAAGGUGCAUCGAUUAACAGUAUUACGAAGGACGGCAACAACAUUCUGUGGGAGGCCGCAAAUGAUGGGUACGAAAAAGAUGUCAAGUUUCUACUCAGCCACGGCGCGGACCCCAGAGUUGUUGGGAAGAACAGAACCUCGGCAAUCUCAGUUGCGACAACGUACGGGUAUGGCAAAUGUCGUUUCUUGCUUGAGAAGGCAAGAGAUCACGGAAAAGAGUAUCUCGAGCGCACCGAUCUAUGGGCGGUAUACGAAACUGAGGUCUUUGAUGACCGCUGGGGAUUUUAG
This is a messenger RNA of Alternaria conjuncta, 1014 nucleotides long. RefSeq lists its product as uncharacterized. Gene Ontology annotation, molecular function: protein binding. The record is from RefSeq and is a predicted model, not a curated record. The transcript has a single exon. The coding region runs from base 1 to 1014 and encodes 337 amino acids. NCBI's taxonomy places the organism in Eukaryota, Fungi, Ascomycota, Dothideomycetes, Pleosporales, Pleosporaceae.